CUAUUUAAGCUUAUUUUAUUGAGUAUUUAUUGUUAAUUUAGACGCUGGACGUCGUUUAUUUUUAUUUAAUUUGUGCUGGACACUUUUUUGAUUUUUUUUUUGAUUUUUUUUUGAUUUUUUUAUGGAAAAAUGCUUUCAACACCUAUGAAACAUUUAGACAAGAAUCCUAUUUGCAGUACACCAACAUCAGGUUUAAAAGGUCAGAAAUCUCCUUUAACUCCUCGCCAGACAGCAGCGAUUAUUUCUCAUUUACAUUCAGUGAAACGAGUUUAUUCGCCUAAAUCAUCUAUCUAUCGUCAAACACCUCUUCGACUUGAUGUUGUUACAUCGGAUUGGACACUUGUUGGGACAGGGCCAUCUUCUAGCCCUCAGAAGACUACAAAAAGGGCGUCUUUUCGGCUACAAUGUGAUCGUUUUAUUCCUCAACGUACCAAUCAACCAUCUAGUGCAACCUCGAAAAUAAUUUAUCCUGUUAUUGAAAGUAAAACAGGUGCACAGGAUACUUAUAAUGGGACAUCUAAUCCUUCUGAAACUAUAGCAUAUACAGCUUCAGUUGCAGAAGCAUGUGGUCUUGCAUUAAAUACACGCAUUCUUGCUUUUAAACCAAGUGCACCUGAAACUAGUCGACCAAUUGACCUUCGUUCACAAUAUAAUCGGCCUCUUAAACCUGCUGCAUUAUCAUCUCAGUUUCGUCGACGUAUUGUUACUGCUCCUGAACGUGUUUUGGAUGCGCCCGGGUUGAUUGAUGAUUAUUAUCUUAAUUUACUUGACUGGAGUAAUCUUAAUAAAGUUGCCAUUGGUCUUGAAAGAAAUGUUUAUGUAUGGGAUGCGGAUAGUGGCUCUGUUUCGUGUUUAAUGGAGGCCAAACAAAACACAUAUGUUUCUGGUAUAAAAUGGUCUGCUGAUGGAUGUUACAUAUCAAUCGGAUUGGGUGAUGGAGAUGUACAAAUAUGGGACAUUGAAACGUCCUCUAAAAUGAGAACUAUGUCUGGACAUGAAGCGCGUGUUGGUGUUUUAGCUUGGGAUAAGCAUAUUUUAAGCAGUGGAUGCCGAGAUGGUAGUAUUUGGAAUCAUGAUGUAAGAAUUGCACAGCAUAAGGUUAGUGAAUGGAAAGGCCACGGAUCAGAAGUAUGUGGUCUUGAAUGGAGAUAUGAUGGAUCUCAACUUGCAAGCGGAGGAAACGAUAAUCUAGUAAAUAUUUGGGACUCUAGAUCAUCUGUUCCGAAAUUUACGAAAACUAACCAUAUUGCAGCUGUUAAAGCUUUAUCAUGGUGUCCAUGGCAAUUGAAUCUUUUAUGUACAGGUGGUGGAUCUCAAGAUCGUAUUAUUCACUUUUGGAAUGCAACAACUGGAGCUAGAACACAUUCAGUUGAUACGGGGUCACAAGUUACAUCUGUUCGAUGGUCACCUGUGUAUCGUGAACUUGUUUCUUCGCAUGGAUUUCCGGAUAAUCAUUUAUCUAUUUGGCAAUUUCCAUCUUUGACUAAAGCAAUCGAUAUUCCUGCGCAUGAAAGUCGAGUGCUGCAUAGUUGUCUGAAUCCAGAUGGUCAGGUACUUGCAACAGCUGCAAGUGAUGAAAACCUUAAAUUUUGGAGGGUGUUUGAAAGUACAAAAAAAGUUUCGAUAGAUCAAAUGGCUGGUCUUUCUGGAAAUAAAAGUGGUUUACAAGAGAUGACAAAAACAAUGACAAUUAGAUGAUAUUAAGGCUUGCAAAGGUUUGCACUGUUUCAAACACUUCUCGAAGUUUUGCUUUUAAUCAAAUCAAUAGUGCAACCACUAAUAAGCA
This is a messenger RNA of Pneumocystis murina B123, 1786 nucleotides long. RefSeq lists its product as hypothetical. The transcript is spliced from 2 exons. The coding region runs from base 130 to 1698 and encodes 522 amino acids. Gene Ontology annotation, biological process: positive regulation of ubiquitin protein ligase activity; positive regulation of anaphase-promoting complex-dependent catabolic process; anaphase-promoting complex-dependent catabolic process. Lineage: Eukaryota; Fungi; Ascomycota; Pneumocystomycetes; Pneumocystales; Pneumocystaceae. Gene Ontology annotation, molecular function: protein binding; anaphase-promoting complex binding; ubiquitin ligase activator activity. Gene Ontology annotation, cellular component: anaphase-promoting complex. The record is from RefSeq and is a predicted model, not a curated record.